This is a messenger RNA of Coregonus sp. 'balchen', 16484 nucleotides long. The record is from the annotation of a GenBank genome assembly. Lineage: Eukaryota; Metazoa; Chordata; Actinopteri; Salmoniformes; Salmonidae.
AAUGAGCAGUGAUGUUCUCCUUUGUUGUCAAACGUGCACUGACGGCAGAGCUGAGCGAUUCCGGGGACAGGCUAUCAACUUGAGUUAGCUUACCAAUAAGGUAAUGUGUUUGUUUUUAUUUUAUUUGAAAAUAUUUGUAAACUGCUUUUUAUUAAAAGAUAAUCGCACGGUUGCCCUUGCACCAUUUAGCUACGUUAGAGUUGAGUCGGGAGACAACCGAAAAAAACAGGAAGAGGCCUAACGUUACCGCUUUACAGUCAUGCCUCGAGCUGUGGUAGCAGCAGCAGCUAGCAUGACUCCUCAUAGUCAUACUGAUGUAGUAAGCUAGCUAGCGCAUAUGUGCUAUUUUUGCUACAUCAUUUGGUCAAACUUUAGCAAUCCCUUUAGUUUGUGCUCCUUUUGGGUCCGUUUUUAAGUAGCAUUUGAAAAUAUACCAUAAAGAGCUAGUGAACUAGCUCGCUUCUAGGCUAGCAUGCAAUCGGUUGUUUAUGACUAUGUCUGGCGUUAGCUGGCUAGCUAACGUUAGUACUAGUCAGAAAAUUGGUCCCUGCUUGGCCACUCAGCAUUGAAUGAACUUGACUCACAACACUCCACACUAGGGCCACGUUUAGUAGGUCGAACGAUGCAGAUAGAAUUGAUCUGACAUGAUUCCUUAUUUUACAUGUCAGACGAUAUUUUCCACAACAUUGUGCCCUACUGAAUGUGCCCAGGUUAGCCUAUAGUAGCCGACUAGUUGAGUUUAAUAGGCUACCUAAAUAGUUACAUUGUGAAGUAGUAGCUAAGUGUCCAAAGUCAUGAUUAUCUGACAACGGCAUGGAGUGUCAUAGUGCCCAGCCUAGGAAGGUUACUACUAUGUAGCUAGCUAGGCUAUUUGUAAGUACUGUUGUGUCUCUCUAUUAUUCUCACCAAAUAGCACAGUAUAUCAUAUACAAAUAGGAUAGACCUCAAAUAAUACAUUAUCUGUGCUUUUAGUAGGGCCAAUUUCAUAUUCAGCAGGACAAGUCCCAUUUAAUUAUGUAAAAUAAUAAUAAGUGUCUGUGUUUUUCAAAACACUUGCCUACACAUUAGCUUAUGAGAGUGAAAAUUGAAUUACUGACUUGGAGUCUUGCCACAAGGGCUAUUCGUAUGAUUGUUUUGGUUAGACAGAGCUACGUGCAUACAUUAGCAAAGUAUUAAAGUUGUCUUGCUAUUAAAAAAAGCUGAUCAGCCUCUUAAAUGUAAGAAAUGCAGUAUUAACGGUUAAUUGAAGGCCAACCAUUUUAUUCAAGUCAUUCUGUCUCUUCACUUGUUUCCUUUCCUCUCUCCCCUCCCCUCUCUUUCCCCUUUCUCUCAUUCUCUUGCCUUAUCUGUCAUUAUUUCUCUUUUCGUCUCACUUCUGUUUGCCUUCUGUCUUUUUCGCUCCUCUCUCUUGCACACUCUCUCUCACUCUGUCUCUCUCUCACUCUGUCUCUCUCACUCUGUCUCUCUCUCUCUCACUCUGUCUCUCUCUCUCACUCUGUCUCUCUCACUCUGUCUCUCUCUCUCACUGUCUCUCUCUCACUCUGUCUCUCACUCUCACUCUGUCUCUCUCACUGUCUCUCUCUCUCACUCUGUCUCUCUCACUCUGUCUCUCUCUCUUUCAGAUGGAGGUAGAGCAGCUCCUCUCUCUCUCAGGCCCGGCAUUGGCCCAGGCUGUAAGUUCUCUGCUGGAGACACCAGGCCUCUACGUGUUCUCAGACAUCCUUGAGCUGCCCAACGUCAGAGAGGUAACACACACACUCACAUGUAAGCACACUCACAUGUAAGCGCACACACACUGACACUCACAUAGUCACAGCCAUUCUCAAGUCACAGCUCUCACUGGAGGAGGUAUAGCUAGAGACCCUAACAAGCCCCCUCUAUCUGUCCCCACACCCACCUUCUUCUACUCUACCCCAAGCUGGAGACAGGCCCGCACGCACCAGUGUAUCAGCUACUCAACCUCUUCGCCUAUGGAACCUACUGUGACUAUAAAGGUACGACAGUGGCAGGCAGCGCUGCAGUGUAAAUAAGUCAUGUAGUAACCCUGGAGCUGUUUUAUUAUUAGCAGUAUUUCUCUCUCUGCCCGUCGGCCCUGCAGGCUAGGCAACUCAUCACUGUCAUAGGUUGUCACAGCCCCCGGUAAUUUACUGAGUCAAUCACAGGACUUUAUUUAAUCCUAUACGAGGAGCCAAGUGACAAUGUUUGGCACGGCAGAGGUUGCGUCCCAAUAACCUCUCUUUUCUCUAGAAGUGUGCACUUGUUCACUUCCCUUCGUGGAUUUGGAAGUAAAUAACUGGUAUAUGGAAACUCCCUCUAGCAUUCCUGGUGAAAAAAUGGGGUCCCCAGAAAUUCUGGCGUAAAAACAUGGGGUCCCUGCUGAAACAGUUUGACUACGACUGCUCUAGCCCCUGCCUACACCAAUCCAAUGCUUUUGUGGGGAGUAGUGAACAAGUGCACACUUCAGGAGGAAGGAGAGAUAAUUGGGACUCAACCAGGGACAGACUUUUCUCAGGUGUUUUGUUAGACAUUCAUAUUAGUUGUAAUUUGUUGCAUUGUCACAAACUGCCAAAUGAAUCCUGAAUACCCUUUGAAAUACCUGAAUAUGUAAAUGACUUGUCAUUCUUUAGCAACACAUUUAGUAACAGGACUUAAUAAGAGACCAGCAAAACGGAAGAGAGAAAUACUAAUCUUAUGUCAACACAUAUCGUUUUCGCAUUCAUAGUGCUUUUUAGAAUUGCAAAAUGGAGCACUGAGAAAAACUGUCAAUACUCAAGUUUUUUUUGAGCAUCCGCACACACACACAAAUUAUUUUUCAUUGUAUUUCCUCGUGGAAUUCAGCAGGCAGCAGCAGUUUCAGCCUGGAGAGAGCCUGUGGAGGAUACCUGUUUCCCUGCUCUGUACUGUCUGACUAAAGGAAUAAUAGCACUGGCCUGCACCCCUGUGUUUGUAAUGCUAUGUCCCUGUCAUGAUGUGUCCCUUUCUUUUGCUCUCUGGCUGUCUGUUUCUUUCCCCCCCUCUUCCUUGUCUGUUUGUGGUAUGUUGUUCUUUUAGAGAGGGCAGCCUCUCUCCCAGAGUUGACCCCAGCCCAGAGGAACAAACUGCGUCACCUCUCCAUCAUCAGUCUGGCAUCCAAUCUCAAGGUAGAAUACCACCCAUUCAUCUUACUCUGCUAGCUUUAGUCCACUUAAUGUGGGUCACUCACAUUAUAAUUAUAGAAAUAGUUUAUAAUAAUAUGUAAAAUAAUGAUAGCCAUCAUUCGUUUGCCAUUUAAUCUGAAGGUAACGCUCUCUGGAUUUAUCUUAUCUAGUUCUUCUGUUUAGUUUGUUAUUAAAGGACUGCAGAUCAAAAACUAAUUUUGUGCAGUAUUUCCAUGGACUCUAAUAGCCUACCUACAAUUGUAGUCCUAACAAUACUCAGCAAGCUUCGUACCUAAAAUAGCAAGUCAUUCGCUCAACUUUUGAUUUUAAUUAUAUGCUCAAGUGUGGUUAUGAGACAACUUGCUUUGUAACUCUGACACAUUAACAAGAUAACUCUGUGUUGUGAAGGACUUUAUUAAGAGCCUGUCUGUGAUGUGAUCUAACUUUAUUUAUAUCACAUAUAUGAGAAUGAUAGCAGCUGAGAUUUAGAUCAUCAUGAGAUACUGGCUAGAUACUGUGUUAAGUAUCCUGUCCUUUCUUCUUUGCGCUCUCUGUCUCUUUAUUUAUUUGUUGCUCUCUGUUGUCUAUCCAUCGAACUCUCCAUUAAGAUUGGCUCUCUCUCUACCUCAUUUUGACCCCAUCCCCAUUUCAUAUUUUUUCUCCCUCUCCUAUCUCUCUUUCUUUACUUGCUUUCAUCCAUCUCUCAUUCUAUCCACUCUCCCCAAUAAAUAAUUGAUUCAUUCAUUUCUCCCUUCCUCUAUUAAUCUCCCUCCCUCCCUCCCUCCCCCAUUUCUCGUCUUUUUCUUCCCGUCUUAUUUCUUAUACUUUCAUAGAAUAAGUAUGCCGCAUUGAAUCUGUAUGGGACACCUUAAUGCAAAGAUUCACCCAUUUUGAAUGUUAUAUUGUUACAUCUCUGAGCAAUGUUCUAUCGAUUCCCGGGGUCAUUUAAUGUUUUCAUGUGUAUCUGGGCUAUUGGCUGGCUGGCUGGCUGUAUUUCUGCCUGCUUUAAUGGCGAAUAACUCAGAUACACAUGAAAACAUGAAAGGACCCCUGGAAUCGACAGAACAUCGCUCAGAGAUGCACAAAAACAUUCAAAAUGGGUGACGCUAUCCUUUACAGUGGCUUGUGAAAGUAUUCACCCCCCUUGGCAUUUUUCCUAUUUUGUUGCCUUACAACCAGGAAUUAAAAUGGGGUUUGUAUAAUUUGAUUUACACAACAUGCCUACCACUUUGAAGAUGCAAAAUAAAAAAAUGUGUGAAACAAACAAGAAAUAAGACGAAAAAACAGAACUUGAGCGUGCAUAACUAUUCAUCCCUCCAAAGUCAAUACUUUGUAGAGCCACCGUUUGCAGCAAUUACAGCUGCAAGUCUCUUGGGGUAUGUCUCUAUAAGCUUAGCACAUCUAGCCACUGGGAUUUUUUGCCCAUUCUUCAAGGCAAAACUGCUCCAGCUCCUUCAAGUUGGAUGGGUUCCGCUGGUGUACAGCAAUCUUUAAGUCAUACCACAGAUUCUCAAUUGGAUUGAGGUCUGAGCUUUGACUAGGCCAUUCCAAGACAUUUAAAUGUUUCCCCAUAAACCACUCGAGUGUUGCUUUAGCAGUAUGCUUAGGGUCAUUGUCCUGCUGGAAGGUGAACCUCCUUCCCAGUCUCAAAUCUCUGGAAGACUGAAACAGGUUUCCCUCAAGAAUUUCCCUGUAUUAGGGCCAUCCAUCAUUCCUUAAAUUCUGACCAGUUUCCCAGUCCCUGCCGAUGGAAAAACUUCCCCACAGCAUGAUGCUGCCACCACCAUGCUUCACUGUGGGGAUGGUGAUGAGAGUUGUUGGGUUUGCGCCAGCCAUAGCGUUUUCCUUGAUGGCCAAAAAGCUCAAUUUUAGUCUCAUCUGACCAGACUACCUUCUUCCAUAUGUUUGGUGAGUCUCCCACAUGCCUUUUGGCGAACACCAAAUGUGUUUGCUUAUUUUUUUCUUUAAGCAAUGGCUUUUUUCUGGCCACUGUUCCGUAAAGCCCAGCUCUGUGGAGUGUACGGCUUAAAGUGGUCCUAUGGACAGAUACUCCAAUCUCUGCUGUGGAGCUUUGCAGCUCCUUCAUGGUUAUCUUUGGUCUCUUUGUUGCCUCUGAUUAAUACCCUCCUUGCCUGGUCUUUGAGUUUUGGUGGGCGGCCCUCUCUUGGCAGGUUUGAUGUGGUGUCAUAUUCUUUCAAUUUUUUAAGAAUGGAUUUAAUGGUGCUCCGUGGGAUGUUCAAAGUUUCUAAUAUUGUUUUAUAACCCAACCCUGAUCUGUACUUCUCCACAACUUUAUCCUUGACUUGUUUGGAGAGCUCCUUGGUCUUCAUGGUGCCGCUUGCUUGGUGGUGCCCCUUGCUUAGUGGUGUUGCAGACUCUGGGGCCUUUCAGAACAGGUGUAUACAGUUGAAGUCAGACGUUUACAUACACUUAGGUUGGAGUCAUUAAAACUUGUUUUUCAACCACUCCACACAUUUCUUGUUAACAAACUAUAGUUUUGGCAAGUCGGUUAGGACAUCUACUUUGUGCAUGACACAAGUAAUUUUUCCAACAAUCGUUUAGAUACAUUAUUUCACUUAUAAUUCACUGUAUCACAAUUCCAGUGGCUCAGAAGUUUACAUACACUAAGUUGACUGUGCCUUUAAACAGCUUGGAAAAUUCCAGAAAAUGAUGUCAUGGCUUUAGAAGCUUCUGAUAGGCUAAUUGACAUCAUUUGAGUCAAUUGGAGGUGUACCUGUGGAUGUAUUUCAAGGCUUACCUUCAAACUCAGUGCCUCUUUGCUUGACAUCAUGGGAAAAUCAAAAUAAAUCAGCCAAGACCUCAGAAAAACAAUUGUAGACCUCCACAAGUCUGGUUCAUCCUUGGGAGCAAUUUCCAAACGCCUGAAGGUACCACGUUCAUCUGUACAAACAAUAGUACGCAAGUAUAAACACCAUGGGACCACGCAACCGUCAUACCGCUCAGGAAGGAGACGCGUUCUGUCUCCUAGAGAUGAACGUACUUUGGUACGAAAAGUGCAAAUCAAUCCCAGAACAACAGCAAAGGAUCUUGUGAAGAUGCUGGAGGAAACAGGUACAAAAGUAUCUAUAUCCACAGUAAAACGAGUCCUAUAUCGACAUAACCUGAAAGGCCACUCAGCAAGGAAGAAGACACUGCUCCAAAACCGCCAUAAAAAAGCCAGACUACGGUUUGCAACUGCACAUGGGGACAAAGAUCGUACUUUUUGGAGAAAUGUCCUCUGGUCUGAUGAAACAAAAAUAGAAAUGUUUGUCCAUUAUGACCACUGUUAUGUUUGGAGGAAAAGGGGGGUGGCUUGCAAGCUGAAGAUCACCAUCCCAACUGUGAAGCACGGGGGUGGCAGCAUCAUGCUGUGGGGGUGCUUUGCUGCAGGAGGGACUGGUGCACUUCACAAAAUAGAUGGCAUCAUGAGGAAGGAAAAUGAUGUGGAUAUAUUGAAGCAACAUCUCAAGACAUCAGUCAGGAAGUUAAAGAUUGGUCGCAAAUGGGUCUUCCAAAUGGACAAUGACCCCAAGCAUACUUCCAAAGUUGUGGCAAAAUGGCUUAAGGACAAUAAAGUCAAGGUAUUGGAGUGGGCAUCACAAAGCCCUGACCUCAAUCCUAUAGAAAAUGUGUGGGCAGAACUGAAAAAGUGUGUGCGAGCAAGGAGGCCUACAAACCUGACUCAGUUACACCAGCUCUGUCAGGAGGAAUGGGCCAAAAUUCACCCAACUUAUUGUGGGAAGCUUGUGGAAGGAUACCCGAAACAUUUGACCCAAGUUAAACAAUUUUAAAGGCAAUGCUACCAAAUACUAAUUGAGUGUAUGUAAACUCCUGACCCACUGGGGAUGUGAUGAAAUAAAUAAAAGCUGAAAUAAAUCAUUCUCUACUAUUAUUCUGACAUUUCACAUUCUUAAAAUAAAGUGGUGAUCCGAACUGCCCUAAAACAGGGAAUUUUUACUAGGAUUAAAUGUCAGGAAUUGUGAAAAACCGAGUUUAAAUGUAUUUGGCUAAGGUGUAUGUAAACUUCCGACUUCAACUGUAUAUACUGAGAUCAUGAGACACUUAAAUAUAGUCCACCUGUGUGCAAUGUAACUAAUUAUGUGACUUCUGAAGGUAAUUGGUUGCACCAGAUCUUAUUUAGGGGCUUCAUAGCAAAGGGGGUGAAUACAUAUGCACGCACCACUUUUCCGUUAUUUAUUUUUUAGAAUUCUUUGAAGCAAGUUAUUUUUUUCACUUCACCAAUUUUGACUAUUUUGUGUGUGUCCAUUACAUGAAAUCCAAAUAAAAAUCCAUUUAAAUUACAGGUUGUAAUGCAACAAAAUAGGAAAAACGCGAAGGGGGAUGAAUACUUUUUCAAGGCACUGCAAUUGGCUAAUAAAGACUUGUUAAAGCCCCCAUGCAGUCUUUGUAAUUUUAUUUUUAAAUCAUCACUGUAUGUCUAAUAAAUCACUGUUUAUUUAAUGAAAAUAACUACAAAAUAUAUAUUUGUAUAAUUUAUUUCCCCGAGCCUCCUUUGGCCCUAGAAAUGCUCAGUUUUAUUGUGUGGGUGUUAGGGAACACAUUUUAAGAUAUUUACAUAAACAGCCCUGAUUGGCUGAUAGGAUGGUCUAAAGCCCAACCCCUUACCCAGAUGAACAGUCAUUGGUCUAUUAUAAUCAUAUCACAUUGUGACAUCAUGUUGGCCAAAAGUUCCACCACACCUGAACAGGCUGAAAUUCCAGGCAUUUUUUUCAAACAGCUUUUACAAAAAAAGGGCAUUAUCAUAAUUUUCACCAUUUCUGGAUUUCUGACCUCAUAGUGUGAAAAUAUAUAAAUAAAUAAAAAGUUACAUCCAAUGUUUUACUGCACUGCCGCUUUAAAACUCCAAACUCCCCUCCUCUCUCUCUGGUAGCUAUUUUGAUGGAAUGGUUUUGUACAUUUAUAUUGACCCCUCCCUUCCUCUACCCCUCGCUCUUACCUUUCCAUUCCUCACUCUUACAUCAUCUCUUCUAUCUCCUCACUGAAGUAAUAAAGAGCAUCUCAAAUUCAACAUCUUUCUCUCUCCCUGUCUGUGCCAGGUAACUUCUGUUGACCCAACAUAAUAGAAUUUGACAUUCUCUGUCUCCCUCUUCCCCCAGUGCCUGCCCUACUCCCUGCUCCUGCAGCAGCUGGAGCUGAAGAACGUGCGGGAGCUGGAGGACCUGCUGAUCGAGGCGGUCUACUGUGACAUCAUUCAGGGCAAGCUGGACCAGAGGAACCAGCAGGUGGAGGUGGACUGCAGCGUGGGCCGAGACCUGGGGCCCAACGAGCUGCCCAACAUAGCCAACACACUGCAGGAGUGGUGAGUUGGUGAUAUGUGUGUGAGAGAGAGCCGUGCAUGUGCCAGGGUUUUGAGUCAAUUCCAUUUAAAUUCAGGAAGUAAACUGAACCCCCCCCCCCUCCCUCAAAUAUGGAAAUGAAAUUGCAAUUUCAGUUUACUUCAUGAAUUAAAUGGAAGUGACCCCAACCCUGGUGUGUAGGAUGAGGUUAUGAGGUUCUCAAUGUUUGGUUACUGUGCCGCCCUGCAGUCAUCAAAUCAAAACUUUAUUUAUAGAACACGUUCCUUACAGUGGAUGCAUAAUAAUGCACAAUACGCUUUCUAAAUGAGACUAAAAUAGUAAAACAAUAAAAUAACAGUGGACAUGAUAGAUACAAUAAAUAAGAAUGGGAUGAAAUAGAUAGUAUGAUCAGUCAUAUCAGUGUCUAAAUAAUUAUCUGUCUCUCUCUCUCUCAGGUGUUCAGGGUGUGAGGCGGUCCUGUGUGGGAUCGAGGAGCAGGUAACCAGAGCCAAUCAAUACAGAGAGAGCCAGCUGAAGAUCAAAGUUCAGGUGGAGACAGAGGUUAGUACCAGUAGCCACUUUUCUCUGGGUAGAGUCAAAGAUUAUCUAUUAUAUUGACAAGAUAGUCGAGUGACCGCUCUAACAAUGGAAAUCCAUGUCCUCAAAGAUGGAAGGCAGGCGGGAGGAGGUGAGAUCAGGUGGGUCCAUUCUAGCUAAUGAGAGGGCAGAUACGAGUAUCAACAACAGGCACAACUCCGUUAUAAAGUCGUUUUGCCACGUGUCAAAAUGCCACGUGCAUCCACUUAUAUCAGUGCAUUCAUAACAACUUAACCAUUACGAUAGCAAAUUAGCAAUUCAAUGUUUUGUUGACCAAAUUUGACACUCAUUAACCUCAAUACAAAAAUUCCUCACUUUUUGGUCUUAUUUUCGUGGACAUGUUUUGGCCAGAGUAAACCCUCUCGCUUCUCCUCUUCCUCUCUGGUAGAGGUGAAACCAUAAGCAAAACUUAUACUCAUUACUCAAUGACCUAAUUCAGUGUCCAAUUUAGAGCUCUGUCCAGUGCCUUUAUUUAGGCUGUAAGCCACAGGUGGCUUUUCUGUCCUCUGAGUCUUCUCCAGCUUGAGGUAGAAGUUACUCUCUAACCUCUUCUUAUUAGAAAUAAUAACAACACCAUAAGCGUUUCACACUACUGAGCCAAACCAGUGCCAAGCUGUAUUGGGCUGGCCUGGUUACGCAUCCACCAUAGCUGCUGGAAAGGACUUUGUGAGAAGAAAAUAUCAGAGCCAGCCCAGUACAUUCCGAAUCGGCCUUGUUUGAAUCAGGCACUUCUAUUCUGUCCUAAACUUCAUUAGUUUACCUUUCCUUCUCUCUCUCCAUCCCUCUCUCUCAGGUGUCAAACCUCCAGAAAACGCUAAAGGCCAGCUCCGCCUCCCCGUCAUCCGGCCCCGCCGCCGCGGGAGCCGCAUCCAAUCAAGAUGCAGACCAGCCGGCCGAGCCACGAGACCCUGCCUCCUCUCAGGAACCACGGCAACCGGGCAAGAAGAGUUCAAAGGUCAAGGGGUAAGUAAGGUGAUGUUCCUUAGGUCAAUUCCAUAUUUUCAUUGUUUGUCUGUGUAUUUUUUUUUUUUUAUAGGGGUUACCAUUUGAUGUUGGUGGGCUAUCCUCAGGUUCAUUAGGGCAAGCAACAGAAACCAUUUUUAAACAUUUCGCAACAAACAAGAAAAAUAAGUCCAGGUAAUAGCUGUUUGUCCUAGGUGCCUUAUGAACAUGACCUCGUCCUUCCAGGGUCACGGCAGAGAAGAGGUUCAAGCUGAGGCAAGAAGAAACAUUUCUGUGUCGCAAAAACAUUCCAAUAGCUUCAGACGAAUUCAAACGGCACGGAAUAGAUUAUGCAGCCACUGCGUUUCGUGUCAUUUCGCAGCGUCUUCCACUCGAACACAGUAAUAUUUUGGUUGUUUGUACAACAAACAUCCAUUUAAACGCCAGCUGCCAGUGGAAGUGGAAAUAGUGACUGUGUGUGUGUCUGCAUAGCGUAUCUUCAUUAGCCAGAGAGGCUGUGCUUUGUGGCGGUACUCACAGGGCUACCUGGGGCCCUCUCUCUCUUCUUGGCCAAUUACAACACUAAUUCCUCAUCUGUCAUGGAUUUUUUUUUAAAUGUCAGUAAAGUGAAUUACAAAAAAAAAAUAGCUUCAGGUGCUGAAAGGAAAUGUUUUAUUUUUUAUUACAUGACAGGAUGAGUUUUUCUGUUCCAGUUAAAGGAGUGAUUAUAAUUCACUUACUGGGUGACAUUUUGGCAGUGAAAGAAACAUGUAGAGAUGAUUUAACAUACUCGGUGGCAUGGGACUUUAUUCACUGGAGAUUUGGAUUGCCUCACAUGAAAAGCUUCUCAUGGUAGGAGUAAUACAGUAUAUAGUCAUUUGUUUGCCAACAUUGUAAUCGUAACAUCCCUACAAUAAUAUGUGGUGUAAUGAGUUGGACCAAAGGUGACAAAAGCCAUCAUAAACAGACCUUGUUCAUAACUGUGUUAUGUGUUACAACUAUCGUAAAACUUGAACUAAACAGCCAGUAACUUAUUUGCUUGAUUUGGGAAAUUGCCCAGGGGGGUAUACUACAAAGCAGGAUCAAUGAGUUAGCCAGCUAAAGCCAGCUUUCUUUUUCAGAAUAUUUAGGCAAGUUAGCUGGCUAACUCAUUUAUCCAGAGCCCUAUACUAUGAAUCUGGUUUGAGGAAUUAGCGAGUUAACUUUGGUCAACUCUGAGUUCAACUCGGGAUAACCGGUGACACGAAUGUGGCUAUAUUUCUAUAGCAAAGAAUCCUUCAGAACUAACCUGCUCUGGGGCAGACUAACUCAGGGCGAACUCCUUUUAUUCUGAAUGAAGUGUCUGAGCCGCGAGUUGAGGACCAAUUAAAUCAUAUUCCCUCCCCUCGCAAAGACUGUCAUCAUCCCCUUCAUUUGAGAAAGACAACUGAUUAAAUACUUUAUUAAUCAAAUGUUUUUUGUGUGUACAUUAAUAAAAAUGCUAAAAUACCUUUUACACAUUUAGUAAUGACAGAAUGCAUUUGAAACUUCACGCACAGUAAAACAUUUGGAAUGUUAUCGAUAGUAGUGGUUAAAAGGUGCUUGUGCAUAGAUAGGCACGCCAAAGAUGGCAUUACGAUACGUAAUAAAAAGACGGCAUUUUAACAGCCUGUUUCACACCAUAUACUGCUGAAUUUGCAAGAUAACUUUUCUUUCAUUCUGAUUUCGGCACAAAGGAAAGUGAGACACUGACUCGCCCAUGGAUUAAUGUUUCAGCAUUGUCUUAGUGAAGAGUUUGCCGUUCGAGUAGCGAAGUGCGACAUGAACACGCAGUUACAAGCUCAGCUCGAGCAGACUCGAGUAAGCGGCGGGUGCACGAUCAAUAUCCACCUUGCACCUUCGUAACAUGGAUAAAGCCUGAGCUGGAAUAUGAAGCUAACUGAAGCUGGCUAGCUUUAUAAAACCCGGAGUAGAUCUAGCUUGCAUCGUAGUAUACACCUCUUGUACAGGAUGCUAACAGGUGACUGACGUUUCUUCCUCAUACCCCUCUUUUGUUUAUUGAAGACAGGCGUGUAUUGGAGAUAAGCCUUUAAUGUCGUGUGGACUGUGGACAUGCAUUACCUCUUAUAAUAUGCUGAUCUGCUCCUACCUGUAGAUAUAUUUAUUAGGAAAUAUAUUUUCAUUUUAUUCAGAUAGCAUGAAAUGAGUGGGGAUACAGAGACCGGGAGAUGAGGAUUAACGGUGGGGUCGGGAUGUGUGCUGCAGGCCGUGACCUUACGCUACGCUAUACCAGCCUCAGGCACACAUACAGUGGGGAGAACAAGUAUUUGAUACACUGCCGAUUUUGCAGGUUUUCCUACUUACAAAGCAUGUAGAGGUCUGUAAUUUUUAUCAUAGGUACACUUCAACUGUGAGAGACGGAUUCUAAAACAAAAAUCCAGAAAAUCACAUUGUAUGAUUUUUAAGUAAUUAAUUUGCAUUUUAUUGCAUGACAUACAGUGGGGGAAAAAAGUAUUUAGUCAGCCACCAAUUGUGCAAGUUCUCCCACUUAAAAAGAUGAGAGGCCUGUAAUUUUCAUCAUAGGUACACGUCAACUAUGACAGACAAAAUGAGAAGAAAAAAUCCAGAAAAUCACAUUGUAGGAUUUUUAAUGAAUUUAUUUGCAAAUUAUGGUGGAAAAUAAGUAUUUGGUCAAUAACAAAAGUUUCUCAAUACUUUGUUAUAUACCCUUUGUUGGCAAUGACACGGGUCAAACGUUUUCUGUAAGUCUUCACAAGGUUUUCACACACUGUUGCUGGUAUUUUGGCCCAUUCCUCCAUGCAGAUCUCCUCUAGAGCAGUGAUGUUUUGGGGCUGACGCUGGGCAACACAGACUUUCAACUCCCUCCAAAGAUUUUCUAUGGGGUUGAGAUCUGGAGACUGGCUAGGCCACUCCAGGACCUUGAAAUGCGUCUUACGAAGCCACUCCUUCGUUGCCCGGGCGGUGUGUUUGGGAUCAUUGUCAAGCUGAAAGACCCAGCCACGUUUCAUCUUCAAUGCCCUUGCUGAUGGGAGGUUUUCACUCAAAAUCUCACGAUACAUGGCCCCAUUCAUUCUUUCCUUUACACGGAUCAGUCGUCCUGGUCCCUUUGCAGAAAAACAGCCCCAAAGCAUGAUGUUUCCACCCCCAUGCUUCACAGUAGGUAUGGUGUUCUUUGGAUGCAACUCAGCAUUCUUUCAAACACGACGAGUUGAGUUUUUACCAAAAAGUUAUAUUUUGGUUUCAUCUGACCAUAUGACAUUCUCCCAAUCCUCUUCUGGAUCAUCCAAAUGCACUCUAGCAAACUUCAGACGGGCCUGGACAUGUACUGGCUUAAGCAGGGGGACACGUCUGGCACUGCAGGAUUUGAGUCCCUGGCGGCGUAGUGUGUUACUGAUGGUAGGCUUUGUUACUUUGGUCCCAGCUCUCUGAAGGUCAUUCACUAGGUCCCCCCGUGUGGUUCUGGGAUUUUUGCUCACCGUUCUUGUGAUCAUUUUGACCCCACGGGGUGAGAUCUUGCGUGGAGACCCAGAUCGAGGGAGAUUAUCAGUGGUCUUGUAUGUCUUCCAUUUCCUAAUAAUUGCUCCCACAGUUGAUUUCUUCAAACCAAGCUGCUUACCUAUUGCAGAUUCAGUCUUCCCAGCCUGGUGCAGGUCUACAAUUUUGUUUCUGGUGUCCUUUGACAGCUCUUUGGUCUUGGCCAUAGUGGAGUUUGGAGUGUGACUGUUUGAGGUUGUGGACAGGUGUUUUUUAUACUGAUAACAAGUUCAAACAGGUGCCAUUAAUACAGGUAACGAGUGGAGGACAGAGGAGCCUCUUAAAGAAGAAGUUACAGGUCUGUGAGAGCCAGAAAUCUUGCUUGUUUAUAGGUGACCAAAUACUUAUUUUCCACCAUAAUUUGCAAAUAAAUUCAUUAAAAAUCUUACAAUGUGAUUUUCUGGAAAAAAAAUUCUCAAUUUGUCUGUCAUAGUUGACGUGUACCUAUGAUGAAAAUUACAGGCCUCUCUCAUCUUUUUAAGUGGGAGAACUUGCACAAUUGGUGGCUGACUAAAUACUUUUUUCCCCCACUGUAAGUAUUUGAUACAUCAGAAAAGCAGAACUUAAUAUUUGGUACAGAAACCUUUGUUUGCAAUUACAGAGAUCAUACGUUUCCUGUAGGUCUUGAACAGGUUUGCACACACUGCAGCAGGGAUUUUGGCCCACUCCUCCAUACAGACCUUCUCCAGAUCCUUCAGGUUUCGGGGCUGUCGCUGGGCAAUACGGACUUUCAGCUCCCUCCAAAGAUGUUCUAUUGGGUUCAGGUCUGGAGACUGGCUAGGCCACUCCAGGACCUUGAGAUGCUUCUUAUGGAGCCACUCCUUAGUUGCCCUGGCUGUGUGUUUCGGGUCUUUGUCAUGCUGGAAGACCCAGCCACGACCCAUCUUCAAUGCUCUUACUGAGGGAAGGAGGUUGUUGGCCAAGAUCUCGCGAUACAUGGCCCCAUCCAUCCUCCCCUCAAUACGGUGCAGUCGUCCUGUCCCCUUUGCAGAAAAGCAUCCCCAAAGAAAUGUUUCCACCUCCAUGCUUCACGUUUGGGAUGGUUUUCUUGGGGUUGUACUCAUCCUUCUUCUUCCUCUAAACACGGCGAGUGGAGUUUAGACCAGAAAGGUCUAUUUUUGUCUCAUCAGACCACAUGACCUUCUCCCAUUCCUCCUCUGGAUCAUCCAGAUGGUCAUUGGCAAACUUCAGACGGGCCUGGACAUGCGCUGGCUUGAGCAGGGGGACCUUGCGUGCGCUGCAGGAUUUUAAUCCAUGUCGGCGUAGUGUGUUACUAAUGGUUUUCUUUGAGACUGUGGUCCCAGCUCUCUUCAGGUCAUUGACCAGGUCCUGCCAUGUAGUUCUGGGCAGAUCCCUCACCUUCCUCAUGAUCAUUGAUGCCCCACAACGUGAGAUCUUGCAUGGAGCCCCAGACCGAGGGUGAUUGACCUUCAUCUUGAACUUCUUCCAUUUUCUAAUAAUUGCGCCAACAGUUGUUGCCUUCUCACCAAGCUGCUUGCCUAUUGUCCUGUAGCCCAUCCCAGCCUUGUGCAGGUCUACAAUUUUAUCCCUGAUGUCCUUACACAGCUCUCUGGUCUUGGCCACUGUAGAGAGGUUGGAGUCUGUUUGAUUGAGUGUGUGGACAGGUGUCUUUUAUACAGGUAACGAGUUCAAACAGAUGCAGUUAAUACAGGUAUUGAGUGGAGAACAGGAGGGCUUCUUAAAGAAAAACUAAGGUCUGUGAGAGCCGGAAUUCUUACUGGUUGGUAGGUGAUCAAAUACUUAUGUCAUGCAAUAAAAUGCAAAUGAAUUACUUAAUCAUACAAUGUGAUUUUCUGGAUUUUUGUUUUAGAUUCCGUCUCUCACAGUUGAAGUGUACCUAUGAUAAAAAUUACAGACCCCUACAUGCUUUGUAAGUAGGAAAACCUGCAAAAUCGGCAGUGUAUCAAAUACUUGUUCUCCCCACUGUAUAUUUGCAAACAAAUAUAUAUAUAUAUAUUUUUGUAUACCUGCCGUUUAGGGGCCUUUUUUUCCCACUGACAUUCUCACUUGACAUGCAGGGAUCAAUCAUCUAGCGCAUUGUUUCCCAAGCUCGGUCCUGGGGACUCCCAAAGGGUGCAUGUUUUGGUUUUUGCCCUAGCACUACACAGCUGAUUCAAAUAAUCAAAGCUUACUGAUGAGUUUGGGAAACACUGAUCUAGCGCGAGGUGCAGAGUGUGAAAUUACCUCGGAGCAGAGCGCCAAUCUGCCUUCACGAGAAAUUACACUUUGAUACCCGUCUGUUAGAUACCGGCGUUUAUUUGCUACAAUGUGAAGCUAAACCCGCCCUUUAUAAGAGACGGACGCUUGUUGGAGACAUCUUUUUAGGGUCAUGUAAUAACUGUUGUUUGUUUUCUGUCUAAGGCUCCGCGGAAGUGGGAAGAUCUGGUCCAAGUCCAACUGAAGGCAGAGACGCAGAGAGAGAGACCCGGAACACCCCCACUGAUCCACUGACAAUGGACGGACUGACACACAGGUUGACAGACACGUAGACUCACACAGACUCAUAGACUGAUAAUGUGACCAAUGCACAGACAGACAGACAGAUUUACACACAUCGUACACAUUCACGCAAACACACACACACACACACACACACAAAUAUAUACAGACACUGAGUCAGACAGACACACUUGCAGUGAGUGACAGACUGACACCCAUUCUGAUAGGUGUGUACACACACAACCAGACAGACAGACGGACUAUCUGCACUGUGUAUAUACACAGACCCAAACCCAUUCUAACAUGUACACAGAGUAUAAUCUGCACUGGGCAAAGCUUUGCUGCUGUCGGUCUUGUCAGGAGAAGCAGAGCCACAAGCAGUGAAACCGAAUGUGUGUAUUUGAUUGUGUUACACUUUUUGUUUGUUUGUAUUUUUUUCUGCUGAGGAUUGAGUUAAGACAUGUAUAAAAUCAGGAUAUUAAUUAAUUGUUGGUAUUAAAUUGAACCCCUCUAUUAA